ACAACAGCAGUGCUGUGCAGCCCUGGUUCCAAGUUAACAGAGCGCCGGAAUGUCAAUCAAAUAAACAAAAAGAAGCGGCGUGAAAAAAGCGAAAAACUGCAGAGAAAUCAAAUUCUGCAGCAAUCGCAAACUAAAUGUUGUAAAUAUAAAUUAAAUUUAAUUCUAAUCAAGUGGUAAACAAACAAAAAACGUCAAGCUGGAGACUCACUUUAUGGCCAAGAUGGGCAAGUGGAUGACCCCCGAAGAGGAGGCACGCCAAAAGUUCAUCAUGCGGGAACGAGAUCGGGAGCGCAAACGCAUCAAACGCAUGAAUCCCGAAUAUCGACAAAUGGAACGGGAGCGAGAUCGAUUUCGCAAACAGACGCCAAGGCCCAGUGUAGUUAUCCCGAUUCAUAUUCUGAUGACACCCGAGGAGGAGGCGCGCCACAAGUUCAUCAUGCGCGAGCGAGAUCGAGAGCGAAAGCGCAUCAAGCGCCUGAAUCCCGAAUAUCGGCGUAUGGAGCGCGAGCGCGAUAGAUUUCGCAAGAAGGCACGACGUGCUAACUUGACGCCCGAGGAGGAGCUGCGCCAGAAAAUGAUACAGCGCGAAAGAGAUCGUGAACGGAAGCGCAUCAAACGCAUGAAUCCCGAGUAUCGCCGGCUGGAGCAGGAGCGCGAUCGUGAUAGAAAGAAGGCGCGACGCGCCAAUGAGGCGUUCCGGCAGCUGGAGAAGCUACGUGAUAAGAUACGCAAGGAGCGCAAGAAGGGUCUCCUGGUGACUGAUCCCACACAACUGCCGCCCGAGUUUGCGGCCAUUAUACCGCCAGUGCCUGUUGAACCUGAGGUGAUCAUAUCGACGCCUCAGACACAGCAACAACAACAACAACAGCAGCAGCAACAGCAGCAGCAUCAGCAGCAACAACAACAGCAGCAACAGCAGCAGCAGCCAUCCACACACCACCAACAGCAGCAGCAGCAACAGCAGCAUCAGCUGGCAGCAGCUGCUGCAGCGGCGGCGCACCAGCAGCAGCAGCAGCGACGCCGCAACAUGUCCCAUGUGCCAAGCGCGACGUCUGGCCUGACGCAGUUGUCGGCGCCAGCUGGCCAUGCCACGCCCACGCAUUUGCAGCAGCUGAACAAGCUGCAGCAGCUGUAUCCGCCGCCCAGCUUUGGGCAUCCCGCCCUGCCCAUUCCCGGCGUAACGCUGAUGCCCCAGCUCUGCCAUCCCAUAUUGCACCAGAAUCUGGGCGCCACACUGUACCCAGCGCCACCGAAUGGCAUCAAGCAGGAGUACGGCUGCCAGGAUGUGAGUAGCUUAAGUGCUGCUGCCGCCGCAGCCGCUGCGACGAGCUCUGCCUCGGCAGUGGCUGCCGCCCAGGCGGCGGCGCUUGCCUCGUUGCGCGGCGGCCCUCAGCAGCAGUCGGACGAUCCUGACAUGGCGCUGAAUCUGGAGCCAGAGAUUAUAUUGCAAACGCCACCCGAUGUCAAUCCCGCGCAGCAGCAGCAGCAGCAUCACUUCAGUGCACACCAGCAACAGCAGCAGCAGCAACACCAUCUGCAGCAGCAACAGCAGCAGCACUGCAACAUGUUUCAGCACAUGGCGCCACAGGCGCAUAUGCAGCAUAUGCGAGCAGCGCCGUUGCCGCCUCCGCCCACAGUGGCGCUGCCCCCGCCGCCGCCGGCGACGUCAACGGCGUCGCAUCAACAACAGCCACAGCCACAGCCACCACCGCCGCCGCCCCCGCAGCAACAGCAACAGUUGCAGCAGCAUGCGCAAUAAUAUGAGAUUAACGCACUCGCCUUUAGUUCUUAAGCUCAACUAGCCACAUACGCAUUUCACAGUUCAAGUUCAUGUUUAUUUUGUUAAGAGAGAGUGAGAGAGACAGGGACAUCGGCUGAGUGUGGGAGAGCGGGAGAGUAUACUCAUAAGUUGGAACUAGUUUUCUAUUUAGCUUUUAGUUAUAUUAUCUCUUAAGUCGCAUUUGAAUUUGCUCCCAAAACCUAUUGGAGAUAUCUCGUAUAUAUUAUUUUACAUAGUUCAUAGGACACCUGAAGUGAACUAGUUUUAGAUGAACUGAACUGAGUUAGUUUUGAUUAUGUUUUGGGUUAUAAUUUUAUCGAAUUUAAUUUGCUAAGACAGUUUUAAGUAAACCCAAUUUAAAAAACUAAUGCAAUAGGACUAGUUCAAUUGGUUCAUAAUCUCGUCUGUUAUAUGUAUUAAUCUUCGUAUAUGCUUCGAAUUUAGGUUUUAUUUAACAAAUUUUAAGUAUUAAAUAAGAGGUUGAAAUCAGAACUAGUUCCAAGUAAUGUAUGCCUUAUUCAGAUAUCUACAUCCAAUUUGUGAGAACUCACAUGCUGUAAAUAAUUUACAGUUGGCAGCUAAAGAACCAGUUCAAUUAAACCCUAGACCCUAGACUAGUUCCCAAACCACAGCACUCUCCCGCUCGCACCCUCAUGCCAGUUCAGUGUCAGAAUGAAAAGAGACUCUUUGACGUCAUUUGUAAAAUGCCGUUACGUUGUGUAUUACGUUUAGUACGUUACGUUACGUUAUUGUUUUUAGUGGGCUUCCCUCAUUUUAUGUCAUAGUUUUGAGCAUUUCUAUGUUUUAAGUCGCUUUUGUUUUUCUCGGUAGCUAAGUGAUAGGGGAUGCAAUUGCCCAUCCGUACAAUACAAUACAUGCAACAUUAAGAUACGAUACUAUAUAUAUAUAUACAUAUAUACAAAUGAUAAUUGAUAUGUACGUUUAACAAAUUGUGUAUCCCAUACGAUAUAUACUAUAGUAUAUAUACAUAUAUUAUAUUAUAUAUAUGGCAAGCCGCAAAUAAUUAAUACGAAUUUAUGCGCAUGUACGAGCAAAAUAUAUUAGCAAAAGCUGUUGCUAAAAAAUGAUAAAGAAA
Drosophila mojavensis is the source of this 2876-nucleotide messenger RNA. Its product is annotated as mediator of RNA polymerase II transcription subunit 15. The coding region runs from base 212 to 1759 and encodes 515 amino acids. The transcript has 4 exons. The record is from RefSeq and is a predicted model, not a curated record. Lineage: Eukaryota; Metazoa; Arthropoda; Insecta; Diptera; Drosophilidae.